Molecule: messenger RNA, 771 nt
Organism: Caenorhabditis remanei
Lineage: Eukaryota; Metazoa; Nematoda; Chromadorea; Rhabditida; Rhabditidae
Exons: 7
Coding region: 1-771 (256 amino acids)
Biological process (GO): regulation of canonical Wnt signaling pathway
Cellular component (GO): cytoplasm
Molecular function (GO): protein kinase A binding; kinase regulator activity
Source: RefSeq, a predicted model, not a curated record
AUGUCCACUCCAAUUCCUCCGAAUUCUCCACCAAGCACUCCGACUUCUAAAUCAAACCGUACAAGAUCCUUCUCGGGUGCUGCAACUGUCGCCAACUCAGCAUGCAUUUGUGGAAACGUCCCAAUUGCUUUAUCCGCGAAUACUUUGGCUGAUUCGUUGAAAGUCUCGCCGUUAUAUAAACAACAAGAUUCCGCUCGCUGGAACGCGGCCGCUCAGGUAUACCGAACAUCGCGUGCUGUCUCACCAACCUUGGAAGAGAAAGAGAAAUUCGGGUUCGACGCUGCCACGUCAAACGCCUAUAUAAAUCAGAUGAUUAGCCCGAAAAUUUCGAUUCCGAAAACUCCUAUUUCCCUGGAAGAAAUUGCGGAUAUGAAUCGUAAACGGCAUGAAGUGGAAGGAGGAGUGAUUCCAUCUGAUGAUGAUGUGGGUCCAUUGGAACUUGAAGCCAUUGCAGCUGUCCAUGAAUUGGCUCAUGAAGUCGAGGACAUUAGUGUAUCUGAAAUGCUCCCAAGAACCAGUGAUCUAAUUUUCGUGAAUGUGAAAACCCAAGAAGGAUCUCCAUAUACUUUGGAACUGACAAUGAAAGGAUGGAGAAUCGCUUCCUCUCAUACUGAUUGUAUGAACGGAGAUUAUACAAAGAUUUCUCUGCACACUAAAUACUACCGUAACGCUCGUGAACUCUUAAAGUUCAUAUCGCCAGACCACGCGACAAAGUUUAAUGAAUGUGUAGCUGAAAAAUUGAACAAACUAGCAGAGGUAACCGUUCAAUAG